Aspergillus thermomutatus is the source of this 459-nucleotide messenger RNA. RefSeq lists its product as uncharacterized. NCBI's taxonomy places the organism in Eukaryota, Fungi, Ascomycota, Eurotiomycetes, Eurotiales, Aspergillaceae. The coding region runs from base 1 to 459 and encodes 152 amino acids. The transcript has a single exon. The record is from RefSeq and is a predicted model, not a curated record.
AUGCCAUCGUCUGCCGGGCGUGUGAGGUGGCGGUCCCCGGCCGCCUGGCGCAGCGACAUCUCCGGGAAAUCCACCAGCUGCGGGUGGCCCGGGACCGUCGUCUGCAGCGAGCCGAUCCCCCAGCUCCCCAUCCACCGCGUCUGGUGCUGCAGCACCUGCGGGACCUACCUCAGCAGCAGCGCCCGGCGGGUCCGGGAGCACCACCACCAGCACCAUCCCACGAUCGGCCGGGACCCCCCGUGGCAGGUCGACGCCCAACGCUGGUUCGCGAACAGCCGCUACUGUCAGUACUGGAUCGUGGGCGUCCCCAGCGCGCAGCCGCAGGACCCGCCGCCUGUGCAGCCCACCUCCGCAACCACCACCCCGUCCCUUCCCCGGAUGACGCAGCCCACCCUGGCCCUGACCGAGCCGUCCAUCCUACGACACGCCAAUGAAGCGCCGGAGAGCGGCAACGGCUGA